AUGUCUGGGUAUCACAGAAGAUCAUAUCAAGCACCUCCAACAUCUUACAGGAAUGGUUAUACGCAAGACGGUUACUACCAGAACAAGCCAUACGGUAGAAAUGCAUAUGACUCAAAACCAUCGCAUCAAAGCUUAGGUACCACCAGAUAUGAUAACAGAUCAAGCCAUCAGACAUCUCGUUAUUUGAAUGUACCAUCAUCUAGAUAUUCUAAUGCACCAGUACGACCUGAUGUUGCUAGCAGUUCUGUGAAUCAUCGGUCCAUUAAAGAUAGCUAUAACAGACCGAAUCCGAUUCUUAAAUAUCAAUCUGAUUUCUUUAAACCUAAAUACCAUUAUUUUGAUCCGAUAUCACAAACGUUGACCCACAAGGAUGAAUUUCAAUCAUGGAACGAUAAAAGUGAAUACCCGAAGGAUGGCUUUACAUUACAACGGGACAAUACAUUGAUCACAGGUAAUAAACAAGUCAAACAUAUUAAAGUACCAAGACGUCCCGAUCUAUUAGGUGAAGAUCCACGUAGCUCACAUUUAGGUCAAAGUAAACCCUCUAUGAGGAAAAUGAGAACACAGCUAGUAAAACUGGGUCGUAUCACCUAUGAUAAAUAUUCUGUUGGUCCUCCACCUAUUUGUGAGAUCAUUGUAUACCCUGCAUCUUCAGUUACUUCCAUUCAAGAGAUCCUGAUUAAGAACCAUUUUAGAAAAUUUGGGGAAAUAUCUCAUUUUGAAAGUUUUAAUGACCCAAAUAAUGCAUUGCCAUUACAUAUCUAUUUAAUAAAAUAUUCUAGUCCAGAAGGUAAGAUAAAUGAUGCUGCAAGAGCAGCUUAUAUGGCAACGAAGAGAUAUGAAAAUGAAAAGUGCACAAUCAUGGGUUCUAAUUUCAAUGUCGCUCUAAACAAAAAAGCUAUACUAGAAUCAGUAAAGGCAAAAUUUAUAACAGAAAAUAAAAAAAUGUUGGAUAAAUUGAAACAAGAACAAGAGAGAAAGGAAAAAAUAAACGCUAUUAAAGCCAUCCCUUCUGCUUCGAAGCUUUCUUCUUCUUCCAUUGAUGGGAAAAUCGCUACAUCGAAGAAUGUUAUAUUAGAUAUUGAUGAUGCAAUCUACAGAAAGUAUUAUAACACACAGGACAAAAGAGUGCCUCAAGAUAUUUUGCAAUUAGUGAACCAAAGACCUUGCUUGUAUAUUCCGAAGAGGUUUAAUGUAGUUAAUGGGUUUCGAACAGAAAAUUAUAGAUAUAAAAUGAGAAAUUAUAAGUAUUCAAGAUUUAUUGAUCAUAGCACAGGGAUAUAUAUUGUAUUCAAUGAUUUGAAAGAGGCAAAAAGAUGUUUUGAUAAUGAAUCUGAAAAACUCCUAUUACCCUCUUUAACCAAAAGGAUUUCUGUCACAGUGAAGUUUAUAUUGCUAAAGGCAACACCAAAUUCUGUCGGGAAAAGAUUUAAUACUAUGUCAGGUAAAAAACAAACUUCUGAGUCAAAAGUAUCAUAUCAAUCAAAGGAUGAGUUAAUAAAUGGUGCUAUGAAAAUUAUCAUGGCCGAUUUGGAAAAAGCUCUUCAUUUAGAUAUUAAAAGAAGGUUAAUCGGGCCUACUAUUUUUGACUCACUUAACGCUGAGAAUUUCCCUGAUCUGUUGGAACGUAAAAAGCUUAAAGAUGAGGAAAGGAAAAAAGUUAUUGCAGAAAAGAGGGCCAAAGAAGAAGAGAGUCGUAAAGAAGGUAACAAGGAACUUGAUAUUUUUAAUCUAUAUGGUGCACAUUCUAACAAAAAUAGAAUUAAGCGUAAUUCGUAUGGAAGCGAUUUUACCAGAAUUCCAAAGAGGAAGCAGACGGCAAUGGAUAUUACUCCCAUGGCUCAUUUAUUAAAUGAGGAUAGUACUUCAAAGGAAGGUACACCUCUGUCGACUGAUGAAAAUAUUCCAUCCCAUACUUCUGAAACCUCGUUAUCUGAAUCAUCUUCGGAAGAGGAGCAAGAGGAGCAAGAUAUAGAGCCAAAACUUAAGAAAUCAAAAUUGGAGGAAGGCGAAAUUACUCCUGAGUCACUUUCUGAUGCAAAUGAGGAGACCAUUGAAUCUCCGGAGAAUGUUAUUAAUGAAAUUUAUCAACCAAGUAUGACGGAGACUCCUGUACCAGUUUAUGAAGAGAAGGUUACCGAUAUAUCAAACGUAACUCCUUUUGUUAUGCAGGAAAUUACAAAGGACGAUGAGGAUAUCAAAUUGUUGAUGAAAGUUUUGGGAGUUGAGUCAAAAAUUGAAGAAGCAACUUCAUUAGAAAGUUCAUUAGUUAAUUAUGAACUAUGGAAAAUGAGAAAAGAAGAAAGCAAUAAAAGAUUUAUAGAGGAAUCACAACUCAAACUAAAUGACAAUAUUAAGAUGAGUUCUGAAUUGCAACAUCCUGGUAUUUCAUUCAAGGCCCGUGGUCACGUUUCGGUACCAGAUGCCCUCAAAUCGACAUAUUUACCUCACCGUCGUAGAGCACAUAAACCAUUGAAUACUGUUUAUACCCACGAUGGCUUGAAUGCUGACAAGUUGGACGAUCAUGAUGAUUCCCCUGAAAUAGUCGGUAAUAGUGAAGAAUUAUUAAAGAAGGAAACACAAGACGUUGCAUCUUUAGGGAUAGAAGUAUCGUCCUCUAGAGAAAAUAGAGCAUCGAAUAGAAGAUUCCAACAAGACAUUGAUGCGCAAAAAGCUGCAAUCGGUACUGAAUCAGAUUUAUUAUCAUUAAAUCAACUUAAUAAGAGACAGAAACCAGUAACGUUCGCUAGAUCAGCGAUUCAUAACUGGGGUCUAUAUGCUUUGGAGCCUAUUGCUGCCAAAGAGAUGAUUAUUGAAUAUGUUGGUGAACGUUUAAGACAACCUGUCGCAGAAAUGAGAGAGAAAAGAUAUUUGAAGAGUGGUAUAGGUUCCAGUUACUUAUUCAGAGUGGAUGAGAAUAACGUUAUUGAUGCAACAAAGAGAGGUGGUAUCGCAAGAUUUAUUAACCAUUGUUGCGAUCCAAGUUGUACUGCGAAAAUCAUUAAAGUUGGAGGUAAGAGAAGAAUCGUUAUAUAUGCACUAAGAGAUAUUGGAAAAAAUGAGGAACUUACAUAUGAUUACAAAUUUGAAAGAGAAACGGACGAUGAUGAGAGAUUAAUAUGUCUUUGUGGUGCACCAAACUGUAAAGGUUAUUUGAACUAG
Messenger RNA from Maudiozyma barnettii, 3162 nucleotides. RefSeq names its product histone methyltransferase SET1 (gene SET1). The record is from RefSeq and is a predicted model, not a curated record. The transcript has a single exon. Gene Ontology annotation, molecular function: protein binding; histone H3K4 methyltransferase activity. Bases 1 to 3162 code for a protein of 1053 amino acids. Gene Ontology annotation, cellular component: Set1C/COMPASS complex. Lineage: Eukaryota; Fungi; Ascomycota; Saccharomycetes; Saccharomycetales; Saccharomycetaceae.